AUGCUGAUGAUAGAUACAAAGCCAGAGGAGAGGCAGAGGAAAAAAAAAAGGUUUUUCUUUGACAGGAGAUGGCUGAAGAAAGAAGGUGUCCAGGAUGUGAUCAGAAAUGCAUGGGACCAAGUUUUUGAGGGAUCAAGAAUGUUCCGGAUCAAGUGCAAAAUCAGAAACUGCAGGAUUGAGUUAUUAAAGUGGAAGAACAACUCCAACUGUAAUGCCAAAAAGAAAAUUGAUCAGCUCAAAUCUCAGCUGGAGAAGCUUCAGUAUAAUACUCAUAUGGAAAGUAGAAGAGAAAUAGUGGACCUGAAAAAUCAAUUGAAGGUGGCGUACAAGGAGGAGGAACUGUUCUGGCACCAGAAAGCAAGAAUUAACUGGAUAAAGGAGGGGGAUAAAAACACUAAAUUCUUUCAUGCUCAUGUGAAGGGAAGGAGGAGGAGGAAUAGAAUGCUGAAUUUACAGAGAGAGGAUGGUUCCUGGACUGAGAAUGAACAGGAGUUGGGUAAGGAAGUUGCAGAUUUCUACAGACAGCUGUUCACUAGCAAGGGGAAUGGUAGUACUGAGGAGAUUCUUAGAGGCAUUCCACCCACCAUUACUGCGAGCAUGAAUGAUCAACUGACUAGAGGUGUGGAUGAAGAAGAAAUCAGAUCCGCUCUUUUUUCUAUGUCUCCUGAUACUGCACCUGGUAUGGAUGCUAAUAGGCUAAAAGGGGUGCUAAAUUUUUGCAUCAGUAAAACCCAAUCUGCUUUCAUUCCCGGUAGGCAAAUCUUAGACAAUGUCAUCAUAGCCCAUGAAUACUUGCAUUUUCUGAAAAACAAAAGAUAUGGGAAGGAGGGAUACAUGGCUGUUAAGCUAGACAUGUCUAAAGCUUACGAUAGAGUGGAGUGGAAAUUUUUGAGGGACAUAAUGCAAAAAAUGGGCUUUAGCAGUAGAUGGAUUAGAUGGAUCAUGAAAUGUGUUGAAUCUGUCUGUUACUCAUUCAAUAUAAAUGGUGAGGUGAAAGAGUUUGUUGUACCAGAAAGAGGCAUAAGACAGGGUGACCCCCUUUCUCCAUACCUCUUCCUACUGUGCUCAGAAGGAUUCUCAAACCUGCUGGACAGUGCUGAAGAGAACAAGCAGUUUACUGGGCUCAAAAUCAGUAGGAAUGGACCUAGACUAACACAUCUCUUUUUUGCAGAUGACUCAUUAAUAUUUUGUAAGGCAGACACCAAGCAUGCAGAGGAGCUAAGGAGGAUCCUGGAGGCCUAUGAAAGGAGCUCGGGACAGGUGAUCAACCUUGAGAAGUCUUCUGUCUUCUUCAGCAAAAACAUGGAACAUAGCAAAAAAAUAGAAGUAUGCUGCAGAUUGGGAAAUAUCCAAAUGGUCAACCAAGGCAAGUACCUGGGUCUUCCAAUGGUGAUAACAAGAACGAAGGACCAAAUCUUUGGUUUCAUCAGAGACAAUAUGAACAAGCAUUUGGGAAGCUGGAAGCAGAAGUUAUUAAGCCAAGCAGGGAAGGAGGUCUUAUUAAAAGCUGUGACUCAAGCAAUGCCUACAUAUGCUAUGUCAUGCUUCAAAUUGCCUCUGAAACUAUGCAAGGAACUGAGUGCAAUGAUGGCAAGGUACUGGUGGGGAGACAAUGAUGGAAAGGAUAAGAUGCAUUUAUGCUCAUGGAAGAGAAUAACUCAAGCAAAGAACCAGGGAGGACUUGGUUUCAAAGAUUUGGUCAACUUCAACAGAGCUUUGCUAGGCAAACAGAUAUGGAGAAUGCUUGUUAAUCCAAAUCUGCUUGCCUCCAAGGUCCUGAAAGCCAAAUACUAUCCUACUGGUUCCAUUUUCAAGAGCAAGUGCCCUCAGAAUGCUUCCUGGAUCUGGCAGAGCCUAAGGGGAGCUACGCAGCAGGUGGAGGAUGGCACCUGGAAGAAAAUUGGAAAUGGCCUUAGCACUGAUAUUUGGGAGGAUAAGUGGAUAGUAGGAAACAAAGAGGGAAGACCCUCAACAACUAAACCUCCAGAAUGCAAAGUGCAGAAAGUUCAGGACUUAAUCACUCAUAGGAGAUGGAAUAGAGUGGUAGUGCUCCGAACGUUCAAUGGAAGGGAUGCAGAAAAGAUCUUAAGCAUUCCCAUCAGUUUAGCAGGAAAGGAAGAUAGCAAUUUCUGGAUACAUUCUCCAACGGGGCAAUACACAGUGAACACGGGCUACAAGGUUCUAAUGAAAGAAAAGGAAAUCCGGGAAAGGAAUGGUUAUGAUGGAGCAGGUACAAGCCGACACAGUUCAUCAAAGCAGAUGUGGACUUGCCUUUGGAAAUUAAACAUCAAGCACAAACUGAAGACCUUCAUGUGGAAAUGCAUAAACAAUGCUCUCCCAGUCAAUGAAGUAAUCUUUAGUAGAACGCAAAAAGGAGAUCCCAUCUGUAAAGUCUGUGGGGAGGGGGUGGAAACUGUGGACCAUGCACUCUUGAACUGCAGACAGGCCAAGCAAGUAUGGCAGAUAGCUCCAGUGCAAUGGGAGGGGGCUAGGGAGAAACAAGGCUGUUUCAAGGACUGGUGGAAUGAAAUUGCAGGAGCCAGAUCUAGACAGGCUGGUGAUGAACAUCUGGGUCUAACGGUGAAUAUCUUAUGGCAAAUAUGGAAAAGUAGGAAUGAGUGGGAAUUCAACAACAACCAAAGGCAUGCCUUGAAAACAAUUCAGACAGCUCAAGAGGAGUGGAUAGAGUUUUGUGAAGUGUACAAAGACAAAGAGCAAUUGAGCACAGUAGAAACAGCUGCAAACCAGUUUCAAGGAGUAGAAGUAGAGGAUGCAGAGGUGGUCCAAGUGAAGAUUGCAGCUCUAAGGAACCCGAACAGUAAUGAGGUGGGAAUAGGGGUGACUGCUAUGUCAAAAGGAAAUGUGGUGGUGGCGGCUUGGGCAAUGCAUGAAAGAAGCUACAACUGUCCACAAUUGGACGAAGCUGAGGCUAUCAAGCUAGCUAUGAGUAAGUUAGUAGUCAAAGGCUGGAGGAAAGUCAUCAUACAGAGCUGCAACAAGCAACUCAUUCAGCAAAUCUGUUCCGGAAGAGCUUCCAAUAUCAAACUGAAUACUCUAGUUGAUGAUAUUCUAAGCCUGAAAGCUCUGUUUCGUAUGUGCUCGUUUUGUGCAAUUUCUAAAGUUGAUAAUCAUAUUAGCAUUAAAGUUGGAGACUAUGCAUUAGGCAUUAUUCAUGAUGAGGAAUGGUUCAAUCCUCUGUGCUGUUGA
This is a messenger RNA of Coffea eugenioides, 3207 nucleotides long. RefSeq lists its product as uncharacterized. Gene Ontology annotation, molecular function: RNA-DNA hybrid ribonuclease activity; nucleic acid binding. NCBI's taxonomy places the organism in Eukaryota, Viridiplantae, Streptophyta, Magnoliopsida, Gentianales, Rubiaceae. The record is from RefSeq and is a predicted model, not a curated record. The transcript is spliced from 2 exons. Bases 1 to 3207 code for a protein of 1068 amino acids.